AUGACAAAAUCAAGUUUUGCUAAACGUAUGAAAAAUUGUUUUUCUUGUGGAAUAUAUCAACGACGAUCUCCUUCACCACCACCACCACCACCAUCACAACUCUACAAAGAAACCCCAAGAUCAAGAUCAAAUUCAAAAGUAAAACUCAUGGCUGCUGAGACUGGUGAUUCAGGUGAUUGGCAUACAGCUGAAUGUGGAACAUCACAAUAUACAUUACCUAAACGUUAUCAAGACUUAAGUCCUAUUGGACAAGGGGCAUUUGGAGCUGUAAUUCGUGCAACUGAUCAAGAAACCGGUAAAGAUGUAGCAAUUAAAAAAAUGCUUCGCCCAUUUCAAAGUGAAACACAUGCGAAACGAACUUAUCGUGAACUCAAAUUACUUAUGCAUUUGAAUCAUAGUGAUGCACAAAUUGUACAAUUAUACAAUGUAUUUACACCGGAAAAAAAUGUUAAUGAUUUUCAAACAUUAUAUUUUGUAUUAAAUUUUGUUGAUUACGAUCUAAGUAAAGUUAUUAAACGUGGAAAACCAUUUACAGAAGAUCAUAUUAAAUUACUUAUCUAUUCACUUUUACGCGGAUUAAAAUUUAUUCAUUCUGCUGGUGUUAUUCACCGAGAUUUGAAACCAACAAAUAUCGGAAUUAGUAAAAAUUCAGAUCUUACGAUUCUUGAUUUUGGUCUUGCUCGUGUUGCAACUAGCGGUCUUCAAACUGGUUAUGUUGCUACACGAUGGUGGCGUGCACCAGAAGUUUUUAUUAAUUGGGAACGUUAUGAUGAAAAAGUUGACAUAUGGUCAGUUGGUUGUAUAAUGGCUGAGUUAAUCCUUCUUAAACCUCUUUUCGCUGGAACAGAUCAUAUUGAUCAAUUAACAAAAAUUUUUGAUAUUGUUGGUACACCUGAUUUAGGAACAUUAGAUGAAGUUUGUGAACCAUAUGCUCGUGAUUAUAUACAUAAAUUACCCACAAAACCUAAACAAGAUUAUAAACGCUUAUUUGGUUAUAAAUAUGAACAAGGAAAUGCAACACCAGUAUCUGGUAUAUCAGCUCAUGGUAUUGCAUUACUUGAUCGUCUUUUAUCAUUUGAUCAUCGUUCUCGACCAACAGCAGAAGAAGCUUUAUCUGAUAGUUAUUUUGAACAUUUACAUGAUCCAAUGGAAGAACCAUCAACUCAAGUACUCGUUGAUGAGCAUCAAGAUGCAGCUUAUCCCAUAGCAACUUGGAAAUGUAAGUAG
Adineta steineri is the source of this 1227-nucleotide messenger RNA. The record is from the annotation of a GenBank genome assembly. Lineage: Eukaryota; Metazoa; Rotifera; Eurotatoria; Adinetida; Adinetidae.